AGACCUGUGUAUAGCUGGGAGACUUUCAUUGAAGUAUCACUAGUUCACUAGUGCUGGAACGUUUAGACAUUUAUAAUUCACAAUGCCAACAUCCGGAUUAGUUUAAAACUUAAAUAAUUAUAAAUUUAGACUUUGACAAUGAAUACGUUAUUCGCGAUCGCUUUAGUUUUCGUUGGUUGCUGCAGCAAUGUUGUGUUUUUGGAACUUUUGGUUAGGGAUUUCCCAGGAUGUGGGAAUAUUGUCACAUUUGCUCAGUUUGCCUUUAUUGCACUUGAAGGGUUCAUCUUUGAGACAAACUUUGGACGCAAAAAGCCACACAUACCCCUCAGUAACUAUGUGAUCAUGGUGACCAUGUUCUUCACCGUCAGCGUGAUCAAUAACUACGCCCUGAACUUUAACAUCGCUAUGCCUCUGCACAUGAUCUUCAGAUCGGGAUCUUUAAUCGCAAACAUGAUCCUCGGUAUUGUCAUCUUGAAGAAAAGAUAUUCGGCGAGUAAAUAUCUUUCCAUUGUGCUGGUGUCUGUGGGCAUUUUCAUCUGCACUAUUAUGUCAGCCAAACAAGUGAAUGCUGAGAAAGGGGCCACAGAGGAAGAUGGUUUUUAUGCCUUCAUGCAUUGGCUUCUGGGUAUCGCCAUGCUGACGUUUGCCUUGCUGAUGUCUGCGAGAAUGGGCAUUUUCCAGGAAACUCUGUACAAGGAGUAUGGCAAACACUCCAAGGAGGCUCUGUUUUACAAUCACUUUCUGCCAUUACCAGGAUUCCUUCUGCUGUCAACAGACAUCUACAAACACGCCGUGCUCUUCAGCCAGAGCUCUCCAGUGGAAGUGCCUCUGAUUGGUCUGUCUUUGCCUGUCUUGUGGUUUUACCUACUGAUGAACAUCAUCACCCAAUAUGUUUGCAUCCGCGGCGUGUUCUUUCUGACCACAGAGUGUGCGUCGCUCACAGUUACACUAGUAGUGACGCUUCGCAAAUUCCUGAGUCUCAUUAUUUCCAUCCUGUACUUCAACAAUCCCUUCACAGCCUGGCACUGGUUCGGCACGGCCGUGGUGUUCCUGGGAACGCUGCUCUACACGGAAGUGUGGUCAAGUGUUCGUGCAGCAAUGAAAGGAGAGAAAGUUGACAAGAAGGCAGAGUAAAUUAUGGAAGAACAUUUCAUUAUUAAAUCAUGUAAUAAAAUAAAAAAAAGGUAAUUGUGACUUUUAUCUCAAAGUUCUGACUUUUUUUUCCCAACUCUGAGUUUAUGUCUUGCAAUUGUGACAAACGACUAAAUUCAGAAUUCUGAAAAAAUUUAAGAUUUCAAGAUUCAAACUCAGAAUUCUGAGAAAAAAAACAUCAGAAUUUCAAGAUUAAAACUCAGAAUUCUGAAAAAACGUCAGAAUUUCAAGAUUCAAACGUCAGAAUUCUGAAAAAAAACCGUCAGAAUUUCAAGAUUCAAACUCAGAAUUCUGAGAACUAAAACGGCAUAAUUUCAAGAUUCAAACUCAAAAUUCUGAGAAAUAAAACAGCAUCAUUUCAAGAUUCAAACUCAUAAUUCUGACAAAUAAAACGGCAUCAUUUCAAGAUUCAAACUCAGAAUUCUGAGAACUAAAACGGCAUAAUUUCAAGAUUCAAACUCAAAAUUCUGAGAAAUAAAACAGCAUCAUUUCAAGAUUCAAACUCAUAAUUCUGACAAAUAAAACGGCAUCAUUUCAAGAUUCAAACUCAGAAUUCUGACAAAUAAAACGGUAUCAGUUCAAGAUUCAAACUCAGAAGUCUGAAAAAUAAAACGGCAUCAGUUCAAGAUUCAAACUCAGAAUUCUGAGAAAUAAAACGGCAUCAUUUCAAGAUUCAAACUCAAAAUUCUGACAAAUAAAACGGCAUCAUUUCAAGAUUCAAACUCAGAAUUCUGACAAAUAAAAUGGCAUCAUUUCAAGAUUCAAACUCAGAAUUCUGAGAAAUAAAACGGCAUCAUUUCAAGAUUCAAACUCAGAAUUCUGACAAAUAAAAUGGCAUCAUUUCAAGAUUCAAACUCAAAAUUCUGAGAAAUAAAACAGCAUCAUUUCAAGAUUCAAACUCAUAAUUCUGACAAAUAAAACGGCAUCAUUUCAAGAUUCAAACUCAGAAUUCUGACAAAUAAAACGGUAUCAGUUCAAGAUUCAAACUCAGAAUUCUGAAAAAUAAAACGGCAUCAGUUCAAGAUUCAAACUCAGAAUUCUGAGAAAUAAAACGGCAUAAUUUCAAGAUUCAAACUCAGAAUUCUGAGAAAUAAAACGGCAUCAUUUCAAGAUUCAAACUCAAAAUUCUGACAAAUAAAACGGCAUCAUUUCAAGAUUCAAACUCAGAAUUCUGACAAAUAAAAUGGCAUCAUUUCAAGAUUCAAACUCAGAAUUCUGAGAAAUAAAACGGCAUCAUUUCAAGAUUCAAACUCAGAAUUCUGAGAAAUAAAACGGUAUCAGUUCAAGAUUCAAACUCAGAAUUCUGACAAAUAAAACGGCAUCAGUUCAAGAUUCAAACUCAGAAUUCUGACAAAUAAAACGGCAUCAUUUCAAGAUUCAAACUCAGAAUUCUGAGAAAUAAAACGGCAUCAUUUCAAGAUUCAAACUCAGAAUUCUGAGAAAUAAAACGGCAUCAUUUCAAGAUUCAAACUCAGAAUUCUGAGAAAUAAAACGGUAUCAGUUCAAGAUUCAAACUCAGAAUUCUGACAAAUAAAACGGCAUCAGUUCAAGAUUCAAACUCAGAAUUCUGAGAAAUAAAACGGCAUCAUUUCAAGAUUCAAACUCAGAAUUCUGAGAAAUAAAACGGCAUCAUUUCAAGAUUCAAACUCAGAAUUCUGAGAAAUAAAACGGCAUCAUUUCAAGAUUCAAACUCAGAAUUCUGACAAAUAAAACGUCCGAAUUUCAAGAUCCAAACUCAGAAUUCUGAAGAAAAAAAAGAAUUUCAAGAUUCAAACUCAGAAUUAAAAAAAAACAAAUCAUCAGAAUUUCAAGAUAGAAACUCAGAAUUGCAAGUGAGUCAGAAAAGUCGUACUUAUGAGAUAAAAACUCACAAUUACCUUUUUGAUUCUCUAAUUCCAUGGUGGAAACAAAAUUAUAAAAUUAUAAUUUUAAGCUGUAAUACCUCUUUAGCUUCGUGUGAGUGUAUUUUGUUAGUGUGUGUCCCAUCACUAUUCAUUUUAAGUUAUUCACUGUGAAUGGAUGAGUGCUUGAGGUACAUUUGGGCCAAUUUAAUGAGCUGUAUUUGAGCCAGGUGUGAAUGUAAGUUUGAGUGUUUAUCUGUAAGCUUUCACAAUCCACAACCUGUUUCAGUAUCUAGAUCUGUUUUUGAAGAAAUAGACACUCAUUUUAUUCCUGGAAUUAUAUUUACUUCAAGAAAGUCACAUAGAUCUACUUCUACACACAUUAAAACUACUGCUACUAUUUUUCAUAUGUUUUGAUUACAAGUUAGCGGUAUUUAUUUCUUUCCAAUUUUUAAACACAGCCGUUUUUAGUAAAUCAUUAAAUAUGUGGGCCCACUUACAUGUGUCUUUGUUCGGUUGAAAUAAUAAGUAAAAAAGACUGAAAGAUAAUGCAUAGACAUUUAAAGUUGUAGUCACCUAUAAUAUUUGUAAUUUAUUAUAGAAAACAUGUCUACAGAUGCUAUGUUCAUGAUGCUAGUGUUUGUAAUUUGGCAUGGAUUUGUGUAAGAAACUUUGUUUAUCAGCUAACACAAAAACUGAGACCUCAUAAAGUGGAGGAAAUCAUU
This is a messenger RNA of Carassius gibelio (silver crucian carp), 3718 nucleotides long. RefSeq names its product UDP-xylose and UDP-N-acetylglucosamine transporter. NCBI's taxonomy places the organism in Eukaryota, Metazoa, Chordata, Actinopteri, Cypriniformes, Cyprinidae. Gene Ontology annotation, molecular function: UDP-xylose transmembrane transporter activity; UDP-N-acetylglucosamine transmembrane transporter activity. The record is from RefSeq and is a predicted model, not a curated record. Gene Ontology annotation, cellular component: endoplasmic reticulum membrane; Golgi membrane. The coding region runs from base 139 to 1134 and encodes 331 amino acids. The transcript has 10 exons. Gene Ontology annotation, biological process: transmembrane transport.